AAGGACCCCACCACCAACAUCCCGUCCCCCCCGCCUUCCCUCCCGCCGCCCGGGAAGGCCAACCCCGCCUGCCUGAGUCACGGCCGGAGCUGGGGAGGAGCCGGGGAAGGCGGCCCCAGCCCAGAGCGCAGCCGGCGGCUUCAGGGAGAGCCAGGGCAGGGCAGUCGGGGAGCAUGGGGGAGAGCGCGCUGGAGCCGGGGCCUGUUCCCGGAGCGCCGGCUGGGGGCCCGGUGCACGCCGUCACGGUGGUGACCCUGCUGGAGAAGCUGGCCACCAUGCUGGAGGCGCUGCGCGAGCGGCAGGGGGGCCUGGCUCAGAGGCAGGGCGGCCUGGCGGGCUCCGUGCGUCGCAUCCAGAGCCGCCUGGGCGCGCUGAGUCGCAGCCACGACACCACGAGCAACGCGCUGGCGCAACUGCUCGCCAAGGCGGAGCGCGUGGGCUCGCACGCCGAUGCCGCCCAGGAGCGCGCCGUGCGCCGAGCCGCCCAGGUGCAGCAGCUGGAGGCCAACCACGGGCUGCUGGUGGCGCGCGGGAAGCUCCACGUUCUGCUCUUCAAGGAGGAGGCUGAAAUCCCGGCCAAGGCCUUCCAGAAGGCGCCGGAGCCCUUAGGCCCGGCGGACCAGGCCGAACCUGGCCCACAGCAGCCAGAGGGCGAAGGUGGGGAGAGCUCAGACGAGGAGGAGCCCGUGGAGUCCAGGGCGCUGCGGCUGCGGCGUGCCGGGUUGGUACAUAGCUUAAGAAGGGCCUUUUCGGGCCGGAAAGGGCCUGCAGCGCCAACCCCCACGCCUGUUAAGCCUCCUCGCCUUGGGCCUGGCCGCAGCCCUGAGGGCCAGCCGGAAGCCCAGCCUGAGUCGGAGUCUAAGCAGGAGCCAGAACCUCCGCAGGAUACCGAGGAAGAUCCCGGGAGACCUGGGGCUGCCGAAGCAGCAGCGGCUGUGCUCCAAAUAGAGAGUGCGGCCUGAUGGCCGGUGCUGCCUGCCUCCCCCGUGCCGAUGCCUAGCCCCGAAAUAAAUCUUCCUCUCAGAAUGCAGCGUUCCGGCCCAAAUAAGGAGUGAAUCCUGCAUCCACAGCCCAGCGCUGGCCCUCCCUUCCUGGCUUCUUAAGCCCAGCACCCUGUGUCCUUUAAAAGAGCAGCCACUCGCACCUGCUUACACUCACCGUCAAUAAAAGUCAUGGCACCUAAUCCGGACUCCAUGUGAAGGGGUGGGGGAAAGGCGAUGCAAGGAAUAAGACAGACGUUGGAACCUGGAGUGUGGCUUCCAUUUCAAACAGAUCAUUGUGUGAUCUCUCCAGUUUCCACUGAAUCCUGGGCUCUCCCCCAGUGGCACAUAGACAUAUCCUUCUGGCUACUUGCUCCUUCAGCACUUUCCUCCUCAAGACACACAAUCAUAAUUCUUUCCCAGCAUCUAGUACAGUCCCUUGCUGUAGGUGCUCAAUAAAUGUCAACUUGUGGUUUUCCCCUUAGUCUCUUCUUCCUCUACCACCUCUUAAAAGUUGGGUUUUCCGAGAUUCUGUUCUUAGCCCUCUUCUCAUUCUGGGUAUUCUUCCAUUAACUCCCACUGCUGGGGCUCUCCUAUGGGCCACAUACCCCCUAGACCACUGUCUUGAGUUGUAUUUGAAAAGGAAUCCAAACUCCAAAUGCAUCCAAAAGAAGCAGCGUGUCUUCUACCUUUUAAUUAAGUUCAAUUCAACAGCUAUUUAUUGAGCACUUACUAUGUAUCAUUCAAAAUUGCUCCUCCUCCUGUGUUUUCUUUACCAGUGAAUGGCACCAUCAUCCAUCCAGAAACCUGGGAGUCUUCACUGGCUCCUCCUCUCUCUCCUUCCCCUACCACAUGGAGACAGUUAUCCUGCUGAUAACUCUGAUCUCUUCUCUUUUCUUAAUACCCAUUGCUGCUGCUCUGUUUCAGGCUUCGCCUUUCAUCUGACUGUUAUUUGAACUGCCAAUCUGAUCACAUCACCCUCCUGAUCCAGACCCUUCAACAGUUCCCCAUCACCUUCAGAAUAAAGUCCAAGUUCUUGAACGUUACCUUCAAGGCCCUUCAUGAGCUGGUACCUGCCCAUUUUUGUAGCCUCACCUCUUGCCACUUCCCUUCAUUCUACUACUGAAUCACGAUGAGCCCUGUGCUCCCACUCUCAUCUCUACUGCCCUACAAAAGUCAGCAAGGUACCCCUGUUUUAGGGCCAGAUGCUUCUCUUCCUUGCUCCCAAAGCACCACUUGCACGCUUCAGUGCUAACUGCACUAAUGGUGAUUGUUUGCCAUUACUCUCCCGCCACCACCCCAGCUCCACUAGACUGUGGCUCCUUUGCAGUAGAGACUGUUUUAUUCAUUUCUGUAUUUCCCAUACCUAAUACUAUGCCUGGUGCACAGUAGGCCCUCAU
Molecule: messenger RNA, 2380 nt
Organism: Balaenoptera musculus (blue whale)
Lineage: Eukaryota; Metazoa; Chordata; Mammalia; Artiodactyla; Balaenopteridae
Gene: CAVIN3
Product: caveolae associated protein 3
Exons: 2
Coding region: 174-962 (262 amino acids)
Cellular component (GO): cytoplasm; caveola
Molecular function (GO): protein kinase C binding
Source: RefSeq, a predicted model, not a curated record